GAAGGACCACGCAGCUACGGAAAGGAGCGAAACGGAAAGAGCCACAUUAAAAUGGCUUUGAAUGGCUUUGGUCGGCGUGUCAGUGCGUCUGUCCUUUUAAUCGCCUUGUCGCUGCUCAGCGGAGCGCUGAUCCUGCCGCCGGCUGCGGCGCAGCGUGACGAGAACUAUCCACCGCCGGGCAUCCUGAAAAUGGCCAAGCCCUUCCACGACGCGUGUGUGGAGAAGACCGGCGUCUCCGAGGCUGCCAUCAAGGAGUUUAGCGAUGGGGAAAUUCACGAGGACGAGAAGCUCAAGUGCUACAUGAACUGCUUCUUCCACGAGAUCGAAGUGGUGGACGACAAAGGGGACGUGCAUCUGGAGAAGCUCUUCGCCACGGUCCCGCUCUCCAUGCGCGACAAGCUGAUGGAGAUGUCCAAGGGCUGCGUCCAUCCCGAGGGCGAUACGCUGUGCCACAAGGCCUGGUGGUUCCACCAAUGCUGGAAGAAGGCCGAUCCCAAGCACUACUUCUUGCCGUGA
Molecule: messenger RNA, 516 nt
Organism: Drosophila teissieri
Lineage: Eukaryota; Metazoa; Arthropoda; Insecta; Diptera; Drosophilidae
Gene: Obp83a
Product: general odorant-binding protein 83a
Exons: 4
Coding region: 52-516 (154 amino acids)
Biological process (GO): sensory perception of smell
Molecular function (GO): odorant binding
Source: RefSeq, a predicted model, not a curated record